Messenger RNA from Myodes glareolus (Bank vole), 1337 nucleotides. It is a transcript of the gene Psph, whose product is annotated as phosphoserine phosphatase. Gene Ontology annotation, biological process: dephosphorylation; L-serine biosynthetic process. Gene Ontology annotation, molecular function: magnesium ion binding; L-phosphoserine phosphatase activity. The record is from RefSeq and is a predicted model, not a curated record. Gene Ontology annotation, cellular component: cytoplasm. NCBI's taxonomy places the organism in Eukaryota, Metazoa, Chordata, Mammalia, Rodentia, Cricetidae.
UCCUUGCUUGUUUUAUUCAUAAAUGUGGGAACACAGAAGAAGGACGCUUCCCCAGUACCCUGGUGGUUUAAACCCGGGGAAGAAACGUGUAAUGCCAGAGCCGAGAUCUGCCGUCUCCAGUUGGAAAAGCACAUGAGAAACUGUUCUGAAGCCACCGGACUCAUCAGAAGAUCCCAGACGAGCCUUGGGUGAGGACUGUGAUCUCCUGCACUGAUCCCUCCCUUAAGACGCUGCACUCGCGCGUCACAGCAGCUCCAGACCCCGUGAAGACCAGCGCGGCCCAGGAACCGCGGCUCUUGCAAAACUCACAGAUAUUUCUUUAAAAACAAAACUCUAACCUGAGGUUUACGGUGCAUUUUUACCUUCAAAGGGGAAGAGAAAGACACUGUCACCCAGGAAUCCAGCUCUGGAGAAUCGAGGAAAAUUCUUCCCAGGAUGGUCUCCCAUUCCGAGCUGAGGGAACUCAUCCGCUCGGCAGACGCAGUGUGCUUUGACGUCGACAGCACAGUCAUCCGAGAGGAAGGGAUUGAUGAGCUGGCCAAAUUCUGUGGUGUGGAGGCGGCUGUGUCUGAAAUGACUCGGAAAGCCAUGGGAGGAGCAUUGCCUUUCAAAGACGCGCUCACUGAACGCCUGGCACUGAUCCAGCCCUCCAGGGAGCAGGUGCAAAGGCUCCUAGCUGAGCACCCCCCACACCUGACCCCCGGGAUAAGGGAGCUGGUCAGUCGCCUGCAGGAGCGCCGUGUGCAGGUGUUCCUCAUAUCCGGCGGCUUUCGGAGCAUCGUGGAGCACGUCGCCGCCAAGCUCAACAUCCCAACAGCCAACGUAUUUGCCAACAGGCUGAAAUUCUACUUCAAUGGUGAAUACGCAGGCUUUGAUGAGAUGCAGCCAACAGCCGAGUCUGGUGGGAAAGGAAAGGUUAUUCGAUUUUUAAAGGAAAAAUUCCACUUUAAGAAAAUAAUCAUGAUUGGAGAUGGAGCUACAGACAUGGAAGCCUGCCCUCCCGCCGAUGCUUUCAUUGGGUUUGGAGGAAAUGUGAUCAGGCAACAGGUCAAGAGCAACGCCAAGUGGUACAUCACUGACUUUGUGGAGCUCUUGGGAGGACUGGAAGAAUAGUCUCAACUUCCUGCCCACUCAGCACAACUCCAGUCUCUCAGAGCUACAGGCAGGCUCCCGGUACAGUCCAGGAGGUAGCUAGUUUUGUCUACUGCAGUUCCAAUAUUAAUAUGACUACUAAUUACCUGGAGAGUUUUAUACUCUGAAUUCUUUGUGAAUAUUCCUACCUGUAUUUUACCUGGAGCUUUCUGAGGUGCGUGGUAAAUUAAAUGCUUUUACUCUUA